Messenger RNA from Gossypium arboreum, 591 nucleotides. RefSeq lists its product as uncharacterized. The transcript has a single exon. The record is from RefSeq and is a predicted model, not a curated record. Bases 1 to 591 code for a protein of 196 amino acids. Lineage: Eukaryota; Viridiplantae; Streptophyta; Magnoliopsida; Malvales; Malvaceae.
AUGAGGAACGGUUUGGUUUUGAGUCUUCUUGUAGUUAGUUCACUGGCGAUGGCUGCUGCCGUUGGAAGGGACGAUGUUAUAUUGAAAGAAGGCCAUAGGGUCAUAGUUGUUGAAUAUGACCAAGAUGGCAAACAUAAAACCAAAGUCUCAAUCUCAUCCCCGUCGCUGCACCAGCAAACAGACCAAGGGGAAUAUUUUGGCACGGAAACUAUGAAAGAUGCCGCAUCUGCGCUUCCCAACGUUGGCCAUGGCAUUUCACAAGGAAAAUCUGGCUCCGGACGACAUUCAUCUGGGGAAAUUAUCUGCGAUGCUUUCGAGAAAUGUACUCCGAGGGUCGCCACUGCCCUUGGUAAAGCCAAAGAUAAGGUCUCAGACACCGCACAUGAAGCUAACAAGCUUAAACAAGCAGCUUCAGAGACCGCACAUGAAGCCAAAGAGAAGGUUAAAGACAAGGCUUGGGAAACCACGCAGGAGGUUAGAGAGAAGGUUUCAGAGACUGCACGCGAAACCAGAGACAAGGUCGCAGAUACAAAGGGAGCUAUCGGCAAUGCUUUAGGCAAAGCAAAAGGGGCAGUUGUGCAAAAGGGCUAA